Molecule: messenger RNA, 1425 nt
Organism: Henningerozyma blattae CBS 6284
Lineage: Eukaryota; Fungi; Ascomycota; Saccharomycetes; Saccharomycetales; Saccharomycetaceae
Gene: NOB1
Product: rRNA-binding endoribonuclease
Exons: 1
Coding region: 1-1425 (474 amino acids)
Biological process (GO): maturation of SSU-rRNA; ribosomal small subunit biogenesis
Cellular component (GO): preribosome, small subunit precursor
Molecular function (GO): RNA endonuclease activity
Source: RefSeq, a predicted model, not a curated record
AUGACUGAAACAAUAGAAAAUCGUGAUUCUAAUGAAGUGAAAAAUGUUGAAGCAUUAGUUCUUGAUGCUACACCUUUGAUUACACAAUCAUACUCAAAAUAUCAAAAUUUUGCGAAGAAAUUUUUUACUACUCCAGGUGUGUUUAAUGAAAUUAGAGAUCCUCAAUCUUUAAAGAACUUAGAACUUUGGAAAGAAUUAGGUAAUAUCAUUAUUAGACAGCCAACUUCUAAAUCAGUCGAUGUGAUUAAACAUUUUUCAAGAUUAACUGGUGAUUCUGUUGUUUUGAGUAAGAAUGAUAUCGAUAUUUUAGCGUUAGCAUAUGAAUUAGAAGUUGAAUAUAACAAUGGUGAUUGGAGAUUAAGAAAGAUACCAGGUGAUAUUUUAAAGACAAAGGAUGCCAAGACUACAAAGGAUGACAAAUCAACUAACACUCCAUCAUCUGAUGAGAUAAAAGAAGAAAAAUCCUCUGAAAUUAAGGAAGAGAAAACCGAAGAAGAUGCAACCGAUGGUUUUGAACAAACAAAAUCUAAGCACCAUGGGAGAAAUGGCAGAAAACAAAGAACCAACGAGGAAACCCCUACAAAAGCCACUAAGGAUACAAUUGAAGCCUCUAUUCCUGAAACUAAAAUAGAUAAUAAUGAAACAACUGAAGUAAAAGAAGUAACAGAAGAUAGCACUAAAGAAGAAGAAGAAGAAGAACAAGAAGGUGAAGAUGAUGGAGAUUGGAUUACACCUGACAAUUUAACACAAGUCAUGAUCAAGGAUAGUGGUUUGGAUAGUUCGAUUGUUCAAGAUAAAAGUAAAAAAGAUAUUCAAAAGGAAAUUAGUAAAGUUGCCCUUGCUACAGGGGAUUUUGCCAUUCAAAAUGUUGCCAUUCAAAUGAAUCUAAAUCUAAUGAACUUUAUGUCUGGUAUGAGAAUUGAAAAAAUUCGUAAUUAUAGGCUAAGAUGUCAUGCAUGUUUCAAGAUGUUCCCUGUACCAAAAGACAAUAGAGCCAAGGAUUUUUGCCCUUCAUGUGGUGGGGAACACACUUUAAUCAGAUGUGCAGUCUCUAUUAAUAGAAAGACAGGUGAAAUUAUUCCACACUUAAAGAGUAAUUUUCAAUGGAAAACUCGUGGUAAUAGAUAUUCUGCUCCAAGUCCAUUAUCUAAAAAUGAAAUUAAAAGAUAUGGUAAGAAAGGCUAUAAUCACAGCAAACCACAGAACCAAGGAAACCUAUACAGAGAAGAUGAUAGACAAUAUGAAAAGACAGUUAAACAAGAAGAUUGGGUUAAAAAACAUAAUGAAAAAAUCUUGGAUCAAUGGAUUGGUGGUGGUUCAGUAGAUAACUAUAUUUCUCCCUUUGGUAUCAGUGGUUUAAAACAAGCUAAUCAUGCGAGAGUUGGGAGAGGUAGGCACGCUAAUAGUAAUAAGAAAAAGCGUUAA